GAACUGCGCAUGUUCAGUAGUUGCGGACUAUCCAGUCCAAUUAAGCUGAAAUGUCCUCUUAAUCUCUCCAAUAACUGUUCGUUUACAUUAGUAUAAAUAUGUCCAUCAUGCUCAAAAGUGCGUUGCUCGUCUGUUUCUUUAUACUACUUUUGAAUGAAGCAUCUGUGCAGGACAUAGUUCAGGGUUUUAUCAGAGAUUCUGCACUUUUGCCGUGCGAGUCCGGGCAACUAAAAGUCAACACUGCACACUGGAGAUAUAACGAUAGCAAAAAUGUUUACGACAUACUAAAUGGCCAAGGAACGACGAAGGAGCAGGACGCAGAGUACAAGGGCAGAACUGAAACGUUCCCUGCAGAGUAUUCAAAAGGAAACUUCUCCCUCAGGCUUGGGAAUCUUCAGAAAAGGGAUGAAGGGUCGUACUGCUGCUUCAUCCCAAAUGCUGAGUUUGAUCUCAACAAAUGCAUAAAUCUUCAAGUCAGAGAGAAACCAAGAGGAAUCCAAGAGAAGCCAGGCUCAAACAGUGGAGUUGAAACCACAGCAGAGAGGAUUGUAUCUCUGUUAUUUCCACUCUUCUCUGCUACUGUUCUGCUCUGUGUGUGAGUGGUGACUGCAUAUAGUUCAGCAGUGUGUGCUUUAAUUACAGUGAGUCUUGACGUGAGCAAUAUUACUAUUUUCUACUGUGUACUUACUGAACCA
Messenger RNA from Sinocyclocheilus grahami, 695 nucleotides. Its product is annotated as myelin-oligodendrocyte glycoprotein. Gene Ontology annotation, cellular component: external side of plasma membrane. Bases 99 to 599 code for a protein of 166 amino acids. NCBI's taxonomy places the organism in Eukaryota, Metazoa, Chordata, Actinopteri, Cypriniformes, Cyprinidae. The record is from RefSeq and is a predicted model, not a curated record. Gene Ontology annotation, biological process: cell surface receptor signaling pathway; positive regulation of T cell proliferation; T cell costimulation. The transcript has 4 exons.